GCGACUGUAAAUAGAGUCCCCACAUGGACUGCUAAACAAGUGAACAAAACAACAAACAAAAAGGUGCUAAUAAAACACCUGUGACAUUUUCUAAAGUCGUCUAUAUAAUCCGCUCUAUGGUUUGAAUCUCUAAUUUUCUUAAGUGUUUUUAAAGGGAUCUCGAGAUGAAAAGGGGACAGCUUUAGUUUUAGCAGGUGAGCUAGUUUUAGCAGCUGUCUGAGGAAUUGAAAACUGGACAAUAAUGUUAGCGUCUGUGUUUUUAGGUUAUCACUAAUUCAAACAUUCAUAUUUAAUUUUCCCAGAGACUUUACAAAACCUUAACCAUCACCUAAUCUCUUAUCCCAACGACCCUCUGGAUCAAUUCAAACUGAGUCACCAUGUCAAAAUUCAAUUAUUUACCAUCAGGACCCCAAAAUGAAGAAAGGUCCCCACUCAGAGACCCUGUAAACAGAAUAUCCAAAUAGAUGGGCUAGACAAAUUCACCAAACAUUAAGUAACUCCCUGGCGUUCACUUAAAACCACGUCUCAACUUCUUUAUUUGGCGUUUAAAUAUUCACAUUUACAAAGUAGAGACACACACACACACACACACACACACACACACACACACACAGUAUAAACGUAAACAUCAUUAAAAACUCAGAAAAUAUUGACUCAUCCAUGAACUUCUUUAACUUGACUUUUCAAUCUCUUUUAUUAGUCUUACAUCUUCAUGUACCAGAAGAAGAGCGUUAAAGAGCAACUGAAAAUAACAAGAAAGUUUCACUGUGAGUAAAGAGGUGACAGGAGGAACCUCCUGAAAUACGGCUGAGUUUUUCUCAAGACAGAGGUGUGAAAGAAAGUACAGAGAUGAGAGGUGGGCUGUUAAUAUGAACUUCAACUUAUUUAUUAUCAUACUAAUAAUGUUUGUCACAUAUCAAGACAGCUGCCCAAAUAUAGGAUUAUUAUUAUUGUUUAUUAUUAUAACCUUUAUUUAACCAGGUUUGUCCCGUUGAGAUCGCGGAUCUCUUUUGCAGGAGAGACCUGACCAAGAAUGUCAGCACAUAUAGUUUCAAUACAUAAUCUCAUUAAUCAUAUAGAAUACAAAUAAUAAUUGAAUUUUCAAAAUUAGUUUGAAGAAUUUACAAGAUGAGUCAAACAUUUGCACUCAAAUAAAACAUUUUCACUCCUGAAGCCUGGAUGUGAUGGAAUUGAUCAUGGAUUUGAAAACAUUCAGAGAUACCAGACUUGGGAGUUUCAGGUCUGAUUUUUACUCGGAGCAGAAAAUCGACAAGUUUUCUUUACCAUUCCUGUUCUGACCUUAGGAACAGUAAAAUGAUCAAAAGUCCUGGGAGACUGUAGGCCCUAUUAUUCAAGAAUCAAAGGGAAGAUAAAUAAGAUGGAGUCAUCUGAAGAAUAGCCUUAUAAAUCUACACGCACUAAUGUAAAGAUGGCCGAUUGACUUUACUGUAUAAGACACAAUGAUGAGUUAGGGCUCAACCUCAGAGCACCAUGAUACACACUAUCCAGCAUGUGGAGGCAUUGAACAAAAGCAUUCAUGUAUAACACAUCAGUAAUCAAUAACAGAAGAAAGGUUCAGGACUCCACAAGUUCCUGCUUCAAGACUUAGCAAGACUUAUUUCUAAAAUAAAAUCCAAGUAAAAUCUUCCUCUUCUUUACAGUAAAGUGAAUAUGUGCCUCAAAAGACAAGUGGUCAUCAAUCAAGAACCGCAGAUUUUUAAAAGGAGAUCAGGAGGAGUUCAAUUUGUUGACCAUUACUGGAGACAAUGACAGACUGACUUGAUCAAAUUAAAAAAUAAGGGCGUCGUUGGAAUUUUCAAAGCUGAAAGAAAACCAAUGGGAGGCACAGUGGUGUAGUGGUUAGCACUGUCGCCGUCGUCUCACAACCAGAAGGUCCUGGGUUCGAAUUCCGGUCAGGGUAUUUCUUGUUUUAGGAACAGUGAACAUACCAGUUUAAACACAAAUAAACGUUAAUAAAAGACACGUAACAGUAAAAGAUUUGGUUUUCCGAGUGCUUUUCUAGUUUUUAUAUACUCCAGGUUUAAACCUGACUGACCUUCACUCAGGGGGCUCCUGAUCCUCCUGCCUGGGCUGCAGGGUCUUCAAGGUUGAGGUGAUGAUGUUGUCCAACUAUGAGAAUCAGAAGUCAUCAUAAAUGGACAUUAAGAUCCACUGUAUUUGUAAUAACAUGUACCCAUGAAGUGUGUGAGUGUGCUCCAGCGUCUGUUUCACCUCGAUGGUCUCCUCAGGUUCAGUGUCAGAGCUCAGACACAUCUUUGUCCUGAAGAAACGCAGAUAACAGUUGAACUCAAAUCCCAAAACCAUCAAGUCAAAUGAUUGAAGCUUGUUUAAGUUUUACCUCAUCUUCAGACAAAUGAGAAGACUGACGGUCAGGAUGACAGCGGCCAGAGUCAGCCUUAUGGCGCUGAUGAUCAGAGAUGAUUGGUCUACAACAGGAAGAGAAGGUCAGCAGAUCAACUCCUCAGAGCCUGAUAGACUCAUAAAGGAGGUCUGUCACACCUACCUGCCACCAUAAUCAGGAGGAAGGUGGAGUUAUGGCGCCCCCUUGUGUUUCCAGCUUCACAGAAAUAAUUCCCGCUGUGUUCUGUGCUGACGUUGGUGAUGAUGAAGGUCUGUCCUGAAGCUUUUGGUGAGUCCUCACUCUCCUUGAACCAGCUGAAGUUAGCCGCAGGGUUAGCAUCACUGCUGCAGGUCAGAGUCACUGAGCUGCCCUCCACGAUUUUAGCAGAAGGACUCACUGACACCGAGGGAAGCUUCGGAGCAUCUGGAGAAGAUGUGUUAGUCAUGAGUUGGAUCAGUAAAGUCAGAACAAACUCAGAUUUAUCAUCGUCUCCUACUCACAUUUCACUGAGACGCUGAAGAGCUCCGAUCUCCUCUUUCCCAGCUGGUUCUCAGCUUCACAGUAAAACUCUCCAGAGUCAGAGGGCUGGAUGGAGCUGAAGACCAGCUGAGCUUCUUCACCGAAAGGCUCGAAGUCUGAAUCUUGGUUCUUCUUGUACCAGCUGAAGUUAGCAGCUGGGUUAGCAUCACUGCUGCAGGUCAGAGUCACUGAACUCUGCUCCACUAUCUCAGCGCAGGAGCUGGAGGACACUGAGGGAUCCUUUGGAGCAUCUGAGGAAGAUCUCAACAUGUGUUAUCUUUAUCGAUCCCAGAAGUGUGUCAGUCGACUUGUGUGUUUGUGAUGAAACUCACAGACUGGAGGAGAGGACAAUCCUUCAUGUCCUUUUACAGCACAGCAGAUUUCCUCUCCCAGAGAAAAGCAGCCUGUGUAAGAAGACGUCUCCUCCUCUGGGAUUUUCUGUCCAUUCUUCAACCAGACGUAAGACAGACCAGCGGCUGGACUGCAGCUGCUGAGACACCUCAGCUCUACCUGAGUGUCAGAGCCUCCAGCUGUGAUCUUAGUCACCUGAACCUGUAAAGCUGCACAAGGAGACGAGAAACACGGUCACCAUCUCUGCUUUCAAACAAGUCACACAACAGGUACACCUCCUGGAGGCACAUGAAGGGCCUGUGUACUCCUCCUGACAGUAGCCAGGGGGCAGUAUUGAGGCACUUGUGUGUGAUGGAAAAAAGACCCUCCUACUUUUGUGUCCAUGAGUACCUGUGACAGUCAGAGUUGUUCCAGGUAACCUGCUCCUCCAUCCAAAACUUCCUGAAGUGAAUCUGAACCCGUACUCUGCUGAGUCGCUCUCUCUCAGGUCAGAGAUCCUCAGAGUGGAGCGUCCUCUCUCUGUUUCCAAGACCUGAGCACGACUUGAAUACUGGGGGUCUUCUUUUAGGUCCUCAGGUUGGUCACUGAGUCCAGGCCUGAACCAGAACUUUGACGUGAUCGGUUUUUGACUGGUGUAAGUACAAGGAAUGUCCACGGACGAUCCUUCGAGCGCACAGAUCCUUCUCUUAGAGUACGUCACCCUGUUACACCAACGUCCAAAAACACCUGGAGGAAAGAGAGAUCGUGUCUGUUUGAUAAACCGAGUUGUUUCAAGGUCUCUAACCCCCAAUUUCCACCUUCAUCCUGAACGGUUACGAAAAGGCCGUAUCCACCGAUCGCCAGACUCCUCAGCUGAUCACAAGAAUUCUAUUUUUUCCGAACGGAGCAUGCCGAAUAAAAUCAGCACAGAUUAACCUGCUGGAAAGGAAGUCGGGCACAGAUGCAAAAUAAAACAUCCGGCUUCUUUUCAAAAUAAAACACUUUGUGUUGCAAACGGGCGGAUAUGAACAAGUGAAAGGUUUUUAGACGUCAUUUCACCCUGUUGACACCGUGGAUGAGGAGAUGCUGAUUCUAGAAGUAGAUUUUCUCCUCUGGAAGGACACAAUCUACUGCUUAUAUGUCUAUGUGUCCGUCUUUAUAGAGACAACUCUUUAUCGUGUGAUUGAACGUGAAUCCGCGGGUUCUUGUGAGUUCUUGCGAUUACUGCUGUCUGUAUUCCGCCACAGAUUUCACCUCACAAAAGGAUGCGGUAGGAAUUGGUGGAUGGCGAAAAUCACCGCCAUUCCGGAUGUGGUGGAAAUUCGGGGUAGGUCUCCAUCACCAGAGGCUGUUAAAUCAGCAGUGGAUCUAUAAGUGAACUCACAGACUGGAGGAGAGGGGAAUUCCUUGUGUCCUUUCACAGCGCAGGAAUAACUGUCUGCAGAGUUAAAGUAGUCUGAGUACGAGGAUGAGUUCUCAGCCUGAUUAUCAUCUCCGUUUUUGUACCAGAUGUAGGAGGAACGAGGAGGCAGAGGACAACUGUUGUGACACUUCAGAUGUGCCCACUCAGACAAAGUAUAUCUGCUCACCUUUACCUGCAGACCUGGAUCCAUCAGCGCUUUAAAACACAUAAAAACAAAUUAAAAACAUUUCAGCUGUUGUUAUUUUAGAUGGAGAUGAUCUGAGAUGUAAACAAAAUCUUACCUUUGACAGACAAACUGACUCCAGGAUAACCAAUAUAUCUCCCACCAGGUUGGUUCGUGAUGAACCUGAACUUGUACUCAGCUGAGUCGCUCUCUCUCAGGUCUGUGAUCAUCAGACUGCAGUUCGUCUCUUUACAUGAGUACAUCACCCGACCUCUGUACGCAGAGUCUGCAGUCAGAUCUACAGCUUCUCCACCCUUCACCUUGGUAAACCAGAAUGAUUUCUGGACUGUAUACUGUUGUCCAUUUCCUGUGGAUGGGUGUGUGUAGGAGCAGCUUAGUACCACUGUAGAUCCUUCUUGAGCACAGGCGUUAGUGAAGGUGUAAGUCACUCCCCAGCCGUUCUGACCCUGAACCACUGAAACACAGAGCGCAUCAGAAACUAAAACCAGGAUCACUACAGCAUCAGUAGACUGACUUCACUGAAGGAAAGGUUCCUUUAGAGUCUGAAACUUCGUAUUUGUUUCCUGCUUACACCCUCCAAGUCUUCUGUUCUUAAUCCUCCCUCUUCUCUCACUCACGACUGACUUAUAAUUCACAAUCAUGGCGAGAACAGCCUCUAAACUAAACUAAAUACAUACAAACAAGAAAACAUAUAUUGUUAUUCAACUAUUAAAACUCUCUCAGCUAAUCCUCAACUUUCUAUUCUUUAUUGAAGAAUCUACAGCUUCUAAUCUAAGCAGCUUAAUAUUUUUCUGUUAUUCAAUGAUGCUCAGUACUUCACUUAUUCAAGAUAAUAACAGAGGACGGUCUGCCUCACAGUCAACUCUACCUGCAGAGAGAAGAAGGACAAUAAAUCCAGAAACUGCUGCAGUUAAACUCAUAGCUGCUGCUGCUGCGGCUGGGGUCCCUGUUGAUCAGCAGGAAGGGCAAAUGCUAACGUUAAUGCUGGUCUGGUUUCUUUUCACGACUUUUCUUUAUGUACAAAUGUCACAGGGUGGUGGUGUAGAGUGUGUGUAUGUGUGUCUGUGUGUGUGUUAAAGUGUGAGAUUGAUGGUCUGGUGGCAGCGGAGGACAACUAAGCAGUAAGGCAGAGGCAAAACUACCAUGGACCAAUACAUAUGGAUGUCAUUAAAAUUUACUAAAACAAACACAAUUCUUGACUAGUGAAAGCCUAUCUGCUGUUAUUUAUAUAUUUAUGUUUUUCUUUCUUCAUUUUUUCUUUAUUUUUUCCUUGAUUGUUGAAAUGUUCUUGUGUGGAAAAGGUUUUUUUUGCACUGAAGUUAUCUGUUGUCUGCAUACUUUUAUUAGAAAUCUAACUAUAGACGAUAACGAAAUUGAGGUAGUAACUGAGAACAAAUUCCUUGGGGUCAUAGUAGAUAACAAACUUAGUUUGAAAUCACACAUAAAUCAGAUUAAAUCGAAAACGUCAAAAUCUAUUGCUAUCCUGUACAAAGCCAAAGGUUCACUUUCACAAAAAGGGUUAGUCACUCUAUACUAUUCCCUUAUAACUCUGUACAUGACUUAGUAUUGCAUUGAGAUUUGGGGAAACACCUUUCUUAAUAUUGUAGAGAAAAUGUCUGGAUAUGAAUGUAAAUAUAUAAUGUAAGUCCAUCUUUUGAACGGCUCUUUGAAAGAUCCGGCUCCUCACUAUCCGGCUCCCUUCAAUGUUCAUAAAUCUCUAAUUUUUACACACAGAUGUUGUUUUACUCUUAACCCAGCCGGUGAAUUCAAACCGACCAAUCACAGUCAGCGCCAUGCAAAUCACAGCUCUUUGUGUCACGCCCACUGGGGAAAAAAACACCAACGGCUGGGGACGUGGGCGGAGCCUAAGGGGUAACAGCGGAACAUUCAAACGGACAUGGCAGCUGGUAAAGAUGUCGAUGAAAACACCAAAAAUACACGGUAAGAAUAAGUUUUUAUAAAGUAUAUAAGAUUUAAACCGUGUUUAAGUGGUGAUAGUGGUAGUUUGAUGCAUGGCUAUGGUUAAUUUUUUCACGUUUAAACUGGUUGAAUUCGUAAUGUGAAAGAGACUGUCACUAACGUUAGCGCCUUUAACGGAAGCAGCCUGACUUUUCUAGAAAUUAGUGAGUGUCUCGAUAUUGUUGCUUUCUUUCUAAUCUUUUAUUCAGUCUGUUAGUAAUACAGAGUUGACGGGAAUCCUUGGCAUAAUUCGGCCAACAUUAGCAUUGGUUCUUGAGUCAUAUACCCCAUCUCCAAGCGUUAACAUAUAUAAUCCCAUUUGCCCUGUCUUUGUCUGUUUCAGCUUUGUGUUAACACAUGAGGCUGUCUGUUAGGACUAUUUUACCAAAAGCUGCUUUAAACAGGGAGAAGAAUACAGUUCAUAUGGGCACAAUAUCAUGUUUUCAUUUCUAGUGUAGACCUGUGAAAUGUGUUCAAUAAUCUAAGCUAUGUCUGUAAAUAAAGAUAGUGAUAGUUUUUGACUAAAGCUGCUCAUCUGGACUCAGAUAUGACAGAUAUGAUUACAGCAUCAGGUAUAUAUACAUGUACCAGAGCAUGUUAUGACCACUGACAUCCAGGUGAGAUCCUCUCAUCAUGUUAGCAGGUUUGACAAGGACCAAACUGUGAUGGUUCAGAUCUGGGUCUGAAGUGGUCCUGGUCUGCAAAAGUGGUCCAUUAAGGAAAAACUGUUGAGCCUGUGACAGGGUCAGGAGUUUCCCGGGACAGAGCUGCUUGAUUAUGGCAAAACUCAUAGUCCCAAUUAGGGCAGGGUGAUAUGGGAAAAGGUUUAUCCCAAUAUAUUUUUUUAUAUCAGUCAAUAUCGAUAUAUAUCAGAAUAUAAAAACUGAAAUUUAACAGUGUUUAUUGGUAGCAUGUCUUUUCCAAUACAGUAAUCUCCUUCAUCUGUGAGGUCUUGGUGUCUCUUUGACGUUUCGUCGUAAGGCAUUGCUCUAGAGAAAGCGGACUGAAUGAUUGUCUGUUUCGGCUGCACAGGCGCAUGGGCUCCUUACUCCACUCGGGAUUCAGAUCAGACACAUGAGGCUGAAGUUACUGAAUCAUACAAACCACAGAGAAAACAUUUGACAUCUUUCUCCAUCCCUCUCUCCGUCCUUCCUUUCUCAGGUUUUCCUCAAACUCACAGUUUUUUAAAACUCUCUCUGCAAACAUGAAAUCAAACUUUCUUUACACAGUCUGAUCUGUUUUUUACUCCGUGACUCCAGAAAACCCGAGAGCAGUAUGGUGACCAAUCAUGAGGAAUCACCAGGAGGCUCCCACGCUGCAGGUCGACCUCCCGUCGCCAUCUUCAACCCGGACUUUUUUGUGGAGAAGCUCCGCCACGAGAACCCCGAUGUCUUCCUGGAGCUGGUUUUGAGUAACAUCACUCGUCUCAUUGACCUUCCUGGUACAGAGUUUGCUCAGCUCAUUGGUGAGGAGAGUCCAAAGACGCCGACUGGUGGAAACGGAGGCUUCUUUCGCUCUUUCAACUUCCUCAAACGCAAAGGUCAGAGGUCAUCCGUGUCACAUUAAAAACUGCAGUUAGCAAUGUCAUCACCUUCCUGUCUCUCACAGAUAAAGGCUUUGUGUUUGGGACUCCGCUUACUGAGAGCUGCAUCGCUCAGAUCUACCAGCUCAUCGAGUACCUCAGCAAAAGUAAGUCCUCUAGAAGAUCUGAAGGUUCCUGAAGCUCACCUGUCCUUCCUGACCUCUCAGACUCUGAAGUCUCAUCAAACACGUCCAGUUUCUUCCCCCCCUGCACAUGCUCAGUAUUUAGUCUGGUGGUGCCCGUCUGCUCCUCUGCUCUCAGAUCUCCAUGUGGAGGGUUUAUUCCGGGUUCCCGGUAACAGUGUCCGGCAGCAAACCCUGAAGGAGCUCCUCAACAGUGGAGCCGAUGUGGACCUGGACUCUGGAGACUUUCACCCCAACGAUGUCGCCACGCUGCUCAAGACCUUCCUGGGAGAGCUGCCCGAGCCCCUGCUCACACACCGCCACUUCCACGCUCACCUGAAGAUAGCUGGUGAUGCAGAAGAACACACACAACUUUAGUCGUCCUUAAAUUGAGGUUUGAGUAAAUCUGCUAAUUUCUGUGACCUCCACCCAGAUAUCACCCUGUUUGACGAACACGGCAACAAGACCGCCAUCCCCAACAAGGAGCGUCAGAUCGAGGCCCUGCAGCUUCUCUUCCUGCUCUUACCUCAGGCCAACCGCUCUCUGCUCAAACUGCUGCUGGACCUGCUCUACCACACGGCCAAGCAGCAGGACAAGAACAAGAUGUCCUCCUACAACCUGGCGCUCAUGUUCGCCCCGCAUGUGCUCUGGCCCAGACAUGUAAGAUUUGUUCUUUUCAGACUCAGUAGCUGCUCAGUUUUUCUGUCCUGAGGUGAUAAAUCGUUCUCAGAUUGAUGUAGUUGAUUUUCCUGACCUCUGCUCUGCUUCAGAUGACAGCUGGAGAUCUGAAAGACAACCUGAAGAAGCUGAAUAACAGCAUGGCCUUCCUCAUCAAACACUCGCAGAAACUCUUCAGGGUGAUUAUCGACCACACGCCGCACCGUUAAAAAUGGAGUUCAUGUGUAACAGAUAUGGAUGACUGACAUGUUUGUAUCUACCGUGUGCUCAGGCUCCAGUCUAUCUGCGGGAUUACGCCAAAGCUCACUUCACUGGGACCAAGGCGCUGCAGACCAGGGUACGAAGAGGAGACUUCUAUGUUAUCUUUGUUUUUAAUGUUUGAGACCCUCUUGACUCUUGGCUCUUUAAAUGUGAUCGUGCUCGGUCUCUAAAGAGUGGAGCUGUGAGGUGUCCAUGAAAUCAGUCCUAAACAUCUGUAGAUAUGAAGUCAGCUGACUCUCCUCUCCUCUCUCAGGAUGAUCUGGACCUGCUGGCGGCGAGCAGCUCUCCUGCUCAGCGCAGAGUUUUACCGAUGAAGAGGACAGCUGUUCUUGGACCCGGGUCUCAGGACCAGUACCAAUCACCGGCUCAACAAUACACAGAGGAGGCUCUGAAGGAGCUUUUCAGACACGUCCACCACAACAUGCCCGACUCUGCCAAGAAGAAGAAGCUCGUCAGACAGGUUCACUUCCUGCUUCUGUUUUCACUGUCCUGAGGCCCUUUGGGUCAAACUUUUAUGAAUUAUUGUUAUUAUUAUUAUUGUAAUUAUUAUUAUUAUUAUUAUUAUUAUUAUUAUUAUUAUUGUUAGUAGUAGUAGUAGUAGUAUUAGUAUCAUUAUUGUCAUUAUUAGUAUUAUAACGAAUUUUAUUGUCAAUAGUAUCAUCAUUAUUGUUAUUAUUUCAAUGUAUUUAUUGUAAUUAUUAUUAUUUUAUUAUCAUUAUUAUAAUUGUCAUUAUUAGUAUUAUUAUUUUAUUAUCAUGAGUAUUAUUAUUAUUAUUAAUUUUUACUAUAAUAACUAUUAUUUUAUUAUUAUUAUUAUGAUUAUUAUCUUAAUUAUUACUGUUGUUAUUAAUGUUGUCACUAUUUUUUCAUUUGUUUAUUAUUAUUCUCAUUUAUUAUUAUAAUUAUUUAAUUACUUUUUUAAUUGUCAUGAUUAUUAUUUUAUUAACAUUAUUUUAAUCAUUAUUAUUAUUAUUAUUAUUAUCGUUACUAUAAUAAUAAUAAUAAUUGUAAUAAUAAUAAUAAUAAUAAUAACACACAUGAUGAUGAUCAUGAUAAAAUUAUUAUUAAUAUUACUUUUGCACUGACAAAAGUUGCUGCUGUGUAACUUUAUGACUGAGUUCCCCUGUUGUGAUUUUAACUGCUUUUAUUGUUUUUUCUCGUGUGCAGUUAGUCAAACAGACAACCUCAGUGACGCCCACCAAUGAGCACCAUCAGGGUCCCCCCGCUCCCAGCAAGAAACAUCCGCGCUCUCGCUCGUUUGGGGGACUAAUCAAGGUACCAGACAUCCUGGAGACAAGAACAAUCAAUGAAGAAGAGAAACGACUCAAAGAGUUUCCACAGUUUUUGGCUGGUCUUCCUGCAGAUAUCUGUUCAUAGAGUUCCAUCAAAGUUUGACAGUAGUCUGAUUAAAACCACAUGACCUUACUGUGAAUACAUCCCUGUUGAAGGUCACUCAGACCUCAGCCUGUCAGUGGUCAGUGUAGUGAAGGUUUCAUGUUGUACUUCACUGAACUAAAACAGCCUUCUCUAACUUUGUCUGGGUGCAGCGUAAAGCCCGUGGCGAGCAGCUGACAGCGGAGCGGCAGGUCAGACACAUCUCCCCGGACACCGUCACCAGAACAGGAAGAAAAGCCGGCAAAGAGAACGUCAUCCUGCGAGCUGUGAGCCUUUUACACCUUCACCACAGUCCUGUCUGAGUCCUGAUGGACUUUCUGGAGACUAAACACUGAAGAUGAUGUUUUAAUGAUCGGAACUCCAAAUACAGCCUCCAGUCUGAAAUAACUUUGUGUGUGUGUGUGUGUGUGUUUUCAGGUGAACAGCCCUCUUAACGGUCCCGUGUUGGGGAAAGCCGGACUGGUUGUGAAAAACCCGGAUUUUACUUUCCACCAUGACACACCGCUGAAGGUUUCUAAGGUACGACACACUCAAGAAAAAACUGUCCUGAUGGUUUCAGAGAGGAAAAGUUUACUGACCGAUCGACCUGCAGAGACAGAGAGUUUUUACAAAUAAAAACGAAGAAAACAAAAAUCUAAAAGACACUAAAGCAGGAGUGACAGGAUUCAGCAGAAACACUGAACAAAGUUUUCAUCCAAAAUCUUAUUUUGUUUUUUUUUCAUGAUGAUUCAGGAGUCUGUUCAGGUUUUUCAAACACCUCGGACUGAUGUUUUGUUCUCCAUCAGUUCACAUGAACAUGCAGUCAAGUCUUUUUCUUCUCCUCUCUCUCAUCCAUCCAUCCAUCCACCUCUGUCUCUCAGCAGGACUCUUCCUCCACCACCAAGAGGAACUUCUCUCCAGCUUAAAAGACCUCCUCCUCCUCCUCCUCCUGUUGAGCAGGACUUGGGCAGUAUUAUUGUUUUUAAUAUUAUUAUUAUUAUAAUUAUUAUUAUUCCUCAUGUUUAUCAUGGUGCUGUCAUGGUAGGGAGUUUAUUUGAACUGUGACUAAUAUACAGCAGCUUUAGUCGGAGCCAGAGCAGCCGAACCGAAGCCAAGAGCUCCUCCCUUCCUCGUUUCACACACCAACACCUGAGUGAGCAUCCAAACCAGACCCUCCUCUGCUCCCUCUAGGUCCUGGUCUAGAGCUUCCUGCUUCUUUCACGCCGAGGUACUUGUCUGCAGCUCCACUCUUCUUUGGUUCUGUGGCUUUAGAAAAUGAAGAUAAGCACUCAAAGAUAGAAAAUCAAAAUUCUAGAUUAUUUUUGGCAGAUAGAAACAGGAAACAGUUUCAUUGUGAAGAAUUCAUAUUUCACCUUUAAAGCCUCUGAUCUUCCCCUUUAAUUGAGUCAUCACACCACAUAAGGACCAGGGAUCGGGGUUAUUCUGAAAUCCUGCUCUUUUAAAAUCUCUCAAACGUUUGUUUUUAUGAUUCGACUCACUCUGAGGACAAAAAAAAAAACGGUGAAAAUACUUUUAUAAGAUCCUGGACAAUCACAUGCUGGGCUUUAAGAUCCUGUUUUGGACGUGUUCAUUUUAGAUGAACACAGUUUUGACACGAUAUGAUGCUACACGGUCAGGUGUAAAACUCGUGUCCAUUAGAACGGCGGCGGCGGGAUUGCUGCAGCAUCAGUUUGUCCUGCAGAGGGCGCUCUGUAGCCGUGACAAAGAUCUAUUUCUACACUCGCCUUUAAGGAGCGAUGAUGCUCAUCAUGUUGGUGUGUGUGUGUGAGAGGACACAACCACAAUCCGUCUGAGUGUUUUAAUCGGACCGGACCGUCUUAAGGACCUGCGGGCUUCGGUUCGGCUCUGCUGGACUCACUUUUAUUUUUCUAAUAACUUAAAUUUGUUUUUAUUUUAGUUCUGGACUUUUUCAGAAACAAUGACCACUAACAUGAGCUGUGAUAGCGUGUAGAUAUACACUGUGUGUGUGUGUGUGUGUGUGUGUGUGUGUGUGUGUGUGUUUGGUACGACCUGAGUUAACUCUUUGUUUACUGGAUGAUGAUGAUGAUGACGAUGUCUUUGUGUUGUACAGAAUCAGUGAGAAGGUCACUUUAUUCGAAGGUGUCAGAAAUGUUUUUGUUACUUUUUUACCCAGAAUUCAUUGGGGCCGGGGUCCCUGGUUCUGACUGCGGGAUAUGAACCAGGUCUCCAGUAGAACUCUGAAGGUUUGAAACCCUGAGUCUUGAUUUGAAGGUGGAUGAUGGACGUGUGUUUGGAGGUUUUACAGAAGAGUGUUGUCGAGGGUUGGAGGCCACAGAGAGGGUCUGAGUGAAGAAAGGAAGGAGAAGCUGAAGCCUGUUUCAUUCAGCCAUGUUGGUUUUCAUGUGUUCAUUCAGUCUGUUCACCUCACACUGUGACCAUGACAACGAUAAACAGGAUAAUGAUCUUAAAACGACGAGAUCUCCAGCCUGAGUCGAGAACUUUAAAGCUGCAGUGAGGAACUGGAGCUUUGUGUCUGUUUUGGCGCCCCCCUGUGGACAAAACAGUCUUCAUCUGAAUAUUUGAGGAACCAAACCUAAAAACAGAUCUGUUUUUUUUUUAUGUUCGGCCGACACACCUCUGUCAUAGGCAGUAAAAGUCACGAUGUUUAUAACUUAUCAUUCCUGUCGCUGACGGUGUUUCAUAAAACGUUGUCAGUAUGAAUCUCCGACGAUUUCAUCACUGCUAAAGAAAACUGGUCAGAUGAUCUUUGAAGGUUUGAGGAGUUUGGCUGGUGUAGGUUCAACCUCAGAGAAACGGUUUGGAUGGUUUUUAAAGGUCGGAUGUUCAGGACUGUGUGGUCUGUUUUCUUCUCUCUCCUUUUUCUGAAGCUGUAAUCUGACUCUCAGUGACUGGACUGGACAGACCUCUGCUCUGACUGGACAGACCUCUGCUCUGAUUGGACAGACCUCUGCUCUGAUUGGACAGACUUCUGCUCUGAUUUCACAGACUUCUGCUCCGUUAAGUUUUGGAGAAGGUGAAGACGCAUCGUCAGCAGCUCUAAACAUCCCUGAAACGUUGCUGAGCGUCCCUUUAACUGUGAGGCUCCGUUAAGUACCAUCAGGUCUGAGUGAAGUCUGGCUCUGCAGGUGUGAGCUUUGAUGAGGAGCUCCUGCGUGGUGUGCACGCCCUCAGACACGGUGUGUAUUUGUCUCCCUCUGGUGUUUGGAGUGUGUGGAUGGUGUGUUUUGUUGGUUUUGAAGGUGUUGUGGAUGUUAUAAUGAAAGGUUUUAUUGAAAGUGAUUGAGAUGUUGACUCUGGGGCAUUUUUAGACCUUACCUCUUUUUGGUUCAGCAGAACGCUGAUCAUAAUAAUGUCGUUUUAUUUUGGAUGGAUCUGAUUGGAUUCGUGUUAAGAAGUGAAAUAAGCUUUCAAACUCUGGUUGGGUCAUCUCCAGGCAGCUUUGAACAAACAUGGAGAGAAAAUGAGAAGCUGUAGGGGAACAAAACCGACUGUUUCUUUUUGUCCCUGUAACUUCAGCGGUCUUUCAGUCUUCUAUGUGAAACACUAACAGGCCUGUCUCAGUCUGUCACUGUUACAGACGUGUGUUUUUUUUUCCCCCUGACAUUAAUGUGAACUCUUGGUUACUGAUCUCUUCUCCUACACGGUCACAGAUGAGUCCUUCCUCGCACUGUCACAGCUCUUGGUUUACAGUCAAACCUGAGACCAGGUCGUAUUUCCUCUGAAUGAGUCUGUGCUCCUGUUGGAGGGCAGAGAAAUAAUCUCAAACUCUGAUUUGACUUUGGAGACUUUUGCACAGAUUUUCAGUCUGAUGAUGAACUCAUCUGUGAACGGUGGAGCCUGUGUGUUUGUUUUUGUGCUUUGGUGUAAAAUAAGUGAACCCUGUACAGGUGAUUGCAUUCUCCACUUUGGAUUAAAACUUCUUCAUGUUUUCCCAUUUCAAGUCUGCUGUGGUCUUUGAAUACGUUUCUUUUAUUCUGUCAGAGUUUUUCUUUAGUUUUCACUGACAGAAACAUAAGAAAACAUUUGAGAUGGUCCUUUUAUUUUAUUCAAGACGAUUAAAAAGGGCAGAUUUUUGUUUAUCUUUCUAUGUAACGAACAAAAAUCUGUUUUGAAGACCGUGUGUCUGAGAUAAACGUUCAAUAUUGUUGAAUUAAUUAGUUCCCAGUUUUCUUUGCAGACAGCUGAGGUAUGUCAGACAAACUCAAAAGUAGGAGUGAGUUUUAGUCCGUCAAUAGAAUAGAGAGAGAGACAGAUCUGUGCAGUGUCCCUGGACUGCCUCAUAUACCAGAGAGAUGAACCACAGUGGGCUCCUUUGGUUCCCACUUCCUUUAACAUUCACACCUGCUCCAGAGCAGUCUCACUAGGUUUAAAGUUUUAGGAAAUUACACCCCCAAACCAGAACUUGGGUCUCAGGGUCCUAAAGCAAAUCCAGUUAGAGAUGACUGAACGCUUGCUGACGAGAUGACUGAUGAAAAUACUACUGCGCACGGUCCGCCAUCUUUCGCCGUGCCGCCGGCGGGCACGAAAAUAGAGCCCUAUAUGUAUGUCCUGUUGCAUGUCCUGCGCAUUUUGUCCGUCUACUGUUAUACGUGUGAUUCAGUGCAAACAAAAUUUACCUGAUGGUACAAAUAAAGUACCUUUGACCUUUGACCUUUAUAUUAUCUGUAUCGUUCUGUUUUUCCUAAACUUUUAUCAUUAUCUCUCAGAAAAAAAAAGAUAAUAAGCCUCUUGUGAUCACAGAAUAAUAAAAAAAGGCCGCACUUAUAAUACAUGGUGGUCCAGUAUGCUCUCAGAUUGUGCAGAAGCAUAUUCUCCUAACCGUAUUAGCAGCAGCAUUAAUGGCUUACCUGGAUUUGACUGCACCUGGAUAUUUUUGCAGCCGUUUUGGACAGUGUUGCACUUUCUCAGCUCACUUCAAUCAUGGCCAAGUAGGACAAGCAGAAACAAGCCAAAACAUAAGGGCCUCAUUGAGUUCAAGUUCAGGUUCAGGUUACUGUACUUGUACCUUUGGGUACGUUUGUUUAUCAGCAAGCUAAUUAUGUUCAGUUUGACAUUUAAUGCAAUGCCAACGCUGCACGCGAACUGUUCUUGAUGAGUUUGUGGGAACAGUCGGUUAGUAUUUUUUUCAAAGGACUCAAACAGAUUAAUGCUUAAAAUGUCUUAAAAUAAGAUUUAUACUUGGACCGGUCAGGGCAGUGAGGCUGGAAAUAAGUGUAAUGAGAUAUUUUAUGAAAGAAAGAGACAGUAUUGAAAUUAGAAAUUGGUUUUCAUCUGUUUUUUUUUUUCGAUUCAGAAACUGAUAUUAUAAAAUGUAUUCAAGUAAAUUAUUUUUUUCAUAGAUUUCUAACUUUAAUCAUUAUUCGUUUAUUCCAAAGAGAAAAAACAAAAUAAAUCUGAAUUUAACAACAUUUGUACCCCAAUAAAAAAGAGCAAUUUAAUUUAAGGAAAAUAACCAGCUUUUAAUUUGAAAUUUUGGUUGAAGGUCAAACGUUUCGAGGAAAAUCCACCUGUUUUCUAAUUUUUUUUCUCCUUAUUUUACUUUUCCUGUUGUCUGCAGACCUGUUUUUAACACAGAUUAUUGUUGCAGGUCUGAGCUACUGCAAACAAUAAGAAAGCAAUCUGGGGAUUUAUCUCUGAACCCUCUGGGAAACUGGCUUAAAUGAUGGAUACUGAAUACAUGUUUAACAAAAGAGUUGGGAUUUUAGAAAAGCAGCUCGCCAGAGUUGAUAAAAACUGAACCAAGUCUUCUCAUGAUGUUUUUUAGACUGUUUGUCACGGCUGUGUGUGUUUGUGUGUGUAGAGGGAAGGGGUUAAAGUUUGAGGGGCAAGUUAAAACAAAUGCUGAAAUGUUUAGAUUAUGUUCCUCACUUAAGCUGUAAUUAUGAAACGCCUUUUAUUUGAAGUGGAGAAAGAACAUGUUAUUCCUAUCCCCAAGAGAACAUGGUGUGACCUCCAUAGAAGAUCAUCACCUCAGGGUGCAGUCUGCCUUCUACCUGUUCAACCUGCUCAUCUCAUCUCCACUAAUUGAAGUAAAAUAAAAAUAAAAACACGGCUCAGCUGACAUUUUCAGAUGACAGGUGACAGGUUAAAGUCCUUAAAAGACUCUGUUGACCUUAUAAACUGUCUUCACUCAAGUCGUGACAGAAAUUCUUUAGUGAAGCCGGGAAGUUUCUUUGAUAAAAAAGAUCAUUAACAACAGAUAUCUGGACAAGAACGAACAGAAUGACAAAAUACGAUGUUGAAGUUAUCACCAACAGUCCUCAACCUCUUGAACCAGUUUAAAGAUUGUGUCUAUUUCAAGAUGCUGCUCCUAAAGAAAACAUCGUCUGUCUGUGUUUGUUUGCGCCCAGGCAGAGAUGUGACGUUCACGAACGAGUCAGUCUUUUGAACGACUCUUUUAAGUGAACGAUGAGCGCCGCUGCCUUUACGUGUCACCUGUUUUUAUCAUGUCUUAUUUUAUAUCACUUAUCUAUAGGCUGCGUAGUUUUUAUUGUGCCACAAAGUUUUUUAAGAUGAGGGAAUAUAUCAGGAUAUAUUGCGCAAUAUCGCAGGACGGGAAAAUAUUGACGUCCGAAAUAAUCGCACGACAAAAACAUUACCGGUGUGAAAGGGCCUUAAAAUGAUGGAAAGAAAAUAGAAUUGAAUGGUUGAAGUCAUUGAAGGACUGUAGUUUGUUGAAAUGACUGCAGAAGCAUCUGAACAAAUGUUAAAACUGAAAACUUUACAGUUCUGUUUAUGCUCAUCCCCCGGGGCCGGUUAACAGCGACAGUGAAUAAUAGACUGGGGAGGGGUGCGAGCAGUCUUGUCAGUAUUUGAGUGGCGUUUCACAAGGCUGUCCAGUUCUCCCACAGACACACAGUGGGCUGCAUUGAGUAAGGACGAGAGGCGUGGAGGUAUUUCUCUGAAAUAUUCAAAGUUUUGUUCACCCGCCGGCUCAUAUUUGGAUUGACACACGAGUGAAGCUGCGGCUCUUCAAAUCCUAUUCUGCUCAUAAUUUGCUGCAGACAGUGAAGAAAAAUACAAUUUAAGACGUUAAAGAAAAGCAUCUCUUUUAGAUAAUUUAGAUGGAUCUAGAUGAUCGUUAUUGGAUUAUAGUGAUGGCAGGGAGGGAGAGGGAAUGUUGACGGGAGAUCCACUUUGAGUUCAUGCAGACAGAGCAGUGCUUCAGCCGGGGGGUGGUAUGAAGUAUGUGAGCAAACACACCAGUAAACAACGUUUACGAUUGCAACGGUUGUGUUGUAAAAUCAGCUGUAGUUAAUUUCAACGCAAGUCUUAACUCUGACUCUAUGUUCGAGUUUUUCCACAUAGUGUUAAAUUUUGUUGGUGUAGUCCAUCUGACAAAAAAAGAGAAACCUGAAGUAAAAACACUAAAAUUAAGCAGAAAAAGACGAUACAUGUGAUGCUAUAUACCCUCCUCUAGGCCGUUCACACGACUGAGUCACCUUCUGAGCUGUCUGGAGGAAAUUCACAAAAGUUUCUACUUUGAUUUUAAGUGAAAUUCUGAAUCCAGUCCUCAUGAUUUUGGUUUCCAUGAACCGUUAAAGACCCACUCCAGUGAAAAUCAUGUUUUUUUUUAUGCUAGAGGACAUAUCAUGAGAAAACUAAGUGGUAAAUUUCAUUUCUGAGUACUUCUGCACUCAGAUCUCCGUGAACCUCUGGCAGACCCAAACGGCCACAAGUCCAAGCUCUGCUCCUAGGGCCCCGAUAUGCAGGCCAGACCCCGAGAAGUAGAGAGGAUGAUGGCGGACCAAACUAACUAUGAUAGAUUCAGAUUCAGAUACAAGUACAUAGCAACGACAUUGCCUUCCAGUUCAACCCUUCCAAGAAAACAUAAAAAGACAGACACAUACAGGGGGGACAGGAGCGGGAGGCACUGACGAAUCCCCACAAGGGUGCUCCAAAAAAAAUGAGGACAGGAGGGAAAAAGGCCCCUCCGAACUCUGCUCCUUAGUGUAGAUCAGUUAAAAGAAAAAACUAGCAAAAAAAAAAAUAUAUAUAUAAUAAUAAUCAUUAGGCUUUCAUCGUGCCUCCAAAGACACUAGUGUCUGUAAGCUGAACAGAGUUUAUUUAAGGUGGACUGAAGUUGUCAAAUUUGUCAAACAAACUUUUUUUUUUUUUAGUUUAUUUGAAGAAAACAUGUGAGAUGUUGACUUUUAAUACUGUAUAACGCUCUUCAACUAUCUUCUUUGAAAUUGGAGAUACCCUCUUAUCUUGUGUGCAAAAGCAAAACCUUAAGGAUUAGGGUCCUGAACUUGAAAGGAAGCUGAAUUUUGCCUGAACUUGAACCUUUCCCCCCUUUUUUUCAGUCGAAGCCAACAGGAAUGUCCUGUUUAAGGUGUUGCGCUGCUCUUAGGUAACUUGGCCCCUUUCUCUCUUUUUUUCUGCUGUAAAGGGUAAAAUAUCAGGUUACCGCUUGUAUAGUUUGUAGAGAAACAUCCUUUGCUGACAGUAAUAGCCUGAGGGGGUUUGCAGGGGUUAUAAAGGAACUGAAGCUCCUCCUUUUCUGCACAAAUUCUCUCUCUGGCUGUUGAGGUAAGUUUUCGCUCUUUAAAUGUCAUCAGUUUGACUCUCACUUUUAUAAAAAAUGGUUUUAGUUUAAGUCAGCUUUGAUUUGCAUAAUCAACAUUGCAAUAAUAAUAAUCUUUAAUAAUCUUGCAGUGAUCAUGAUUGACAGCACAAAUACGAGUGUGUGUGAUAAUUGGUCAGUUGUGCUCGUCAAGCUCAGACUAUAACACAUCCCUUAAUCAUGCAGGUCAGAGAGAACAGGUCGUAAACAGGAACGAAUCUUAAGUGGUGGCUGUAUGAAUAUGUUUUUUUAUGCAUUAAUAAUUUCUCUGCAAAAACACAGAAAUGAUUUACAAAUGUAUUGAAACUGGUGCAGGCCGGAUCUUUACUGUGUGUUGCAGUUUAAUUCUUUAUACUUUAAAUUUAAGAGAAGUUACUACCUGGGUACAGAUUUUAACUAGGAGUGCAUCCGAAGAGUCUCACUGGUUGAUUACAAUUGGACAUCCCAGGUUACACGCCAAAACGCCACACUGUGAUUGGCUGUUUCCCUCGUCAGAGUUGGCGUUUGUGUUGCAGCAGGGUUUUGGAGACGUUCCUUGCCUUUAAAUGUGGGUUAGUGUGACUGUGUUCAUGCAGCAGCCUCCAGUGUUUAAAAAAUGAGGUCAACGUUAAAAUGCAAACAUUUCUCUCCAGGAUUCAGGAAGACUCUUUUUGAAUCACAUCAUGAAAAACCCGUUUUUACCCAGAAUCAGACGAGUUCACUGCCCGGAACAAUAACAACAACAAACCUCGCUCUAUAUAGAAAUUUGCAUAACUGGGGCUGAGCUGACAGAGAGGCUGCUCCUUUUUUCUGGCUGUGUGCCGAGAGACCUGAAGCUUGUCUCUGCUUCACCUCUUCGCUGACUCUGGAUCAGUUGAAAAAGUUGAGUCAGCAUUUCCAAUAUUGCAACCUUGCACUCUUAACCCCCAAUUUCCACCGCAUCUGGAACGGCAGCGAAAAGGCUGUAUGUGCCGAUCGCAGCGGAUCGUGUCUAUUCAAGCUAACGUGUCAAUUUCCACCGGCUUCUUUCUGUCCCAAAUUGUCUGCAAAUUGCCAGAUUUCAAUUUUUUC
This is a messenger RNA of Xyrichtys novacula (pearly razorfish), 20413 nucleotides long. Lineage: Eukaryota; Metazoa; Chordata; Actinopteri; Labriformes; Labridae. The record is from the annotation of a GenBank genome assembly.